AUGGAAAGCGAAGAAAACAGUGGAAAGGGAAAACAAAAAAGAGGAGCGAACUUCAGCCUCAGCGACCGCAAAAACUUGUUGAAACUGUCCAACAAAUUUAAGGCAGUGAUAGAAAAUAAAAAAACGGAUGGAGUUACUUGGAGACAGAAGGAAGAAGCGUGGAUAAAAAUUGAAAGAGAAUUCAACUCAUUUACAACUGGAGUGCCACGAACAGCAAAACAGCUAAAAACAAAGUAUGAGGCCAUUAAGAAGGAGCUGAAAAAAAAAUAUAGCAGCCAUAAGUGCUAUAUGCUUGGAACAGGUGGUGGUGCUUCAAAAGAAGAACCCAAACCUGAGACUGAAGAAGAGAAGGAACUAUUACAAACUAUCAUAGUUUCUGUUGAGGGUGUAAGAGGAGUUGAAAUUGAGGAGAUUGAAAACAGCAGUGUGAUAGUAGAAACGCAUGAAGAUAUUGAGUGGAACACACCCAGUACUUCCUACCUUCAAACACACAUUCAUCCAGCUUUGAAAGUAUCAAGGCCGAAUGUGCUACAGGUGGACGUAAGUGGAGAAGAUAUGGAAGUAACCGACCAUAAUACUGACAGUAUCAGUGUAGCAGAGACUCCCAGCUCUAAAAGUAUCUGUGAAAUAUUUCUUAUAAAUAUAGAGCCAUGGUCAUGUCGGCGAAGACCAGUAAUUAAGAAAAAGAAAAGCAUGUCUUCUGCUUCUUCGAAAUUUGAAGAACUGGCUAUGAAGAAGUUAGAGCUGGUGAAUUUGCAAAUGUCGAUUGCAGAAGAAAUAAAAAAGCAAAAUGCUGCAGAGCAUAAAAUAAAAAUGGAAAACCUGAAACUGAAGCAAGACAUUUUGAAAAUGGAACUGCAGAUUAGAACAAAUGAUAAAUUAUAA
Molecule: messenger RNA, 885 nt
Organism: Acanthoscelides obtectus
Lineage: Eukaryota; Metazoa; Arthropoda; Insecta; Coleoptera; Chrysomelidae
Source: the annotation of a GenBank genome assembly